Molecule: messenger RNA, 527 nt
Organism: Pimephales promelas (fathead minnow)
Lineage: Eukaryota; Metazoa; Chordata; Actinopteri; Cypriniformes; Leuciscidae
Source: RefSeq, a predicted model, not a curated record
UGGAGUAAAAAAGACAGAAUGAUGUGCUUUAAUGUGUCUGAACGAAACACUCUGGGCUUUGGAGGAGCUAAAUGGCAGGAACAGGUGUUCAAAUUCACUGAAUCAUAAGAGGGAUUUGAGUGCUGAUGAAAAUGAACUUUGGGACAGUUGUCAUCAGUGCGGGUCUCUGUGGGCUGCUCAGUUUCAUCCUGCUCGCCGUGUCCAUCGCCACUGAUUACUGGUACAUUAUAGAUGUGGAUAAAGGGACGAACUCCAGCCUGGAAUACAGCAGCUCUCACUCCGGACUCUGGAGGAUUUAUGAAGGAGAGAAUGGCAGUUAUCAUGACAUCUCGUUCUACACGGACACCUCCAACCACACUGAGCAGGAGAAGCACCUUUUAAACUUGCACAGGGUCAUCGUGGUCCUGCUGCCUUUCAGCCUGGUGCUGCUAGUCUUUGGGGGCAUCUUCGGUCUGGUGGCGUCUUUGGCUCAGAGCUUCUCUCUCCUCACCUGCAUCGCUGCAUAUUUCCUCAUCUGCAGUCAGUGA